AUGGCAGGGAAGGAGAGACGUGGAGCCGCUGCCGAUGUCGCAGCUGCAGCAGCCAAAGUGCCGCCGCCACCACUCCCAUUGCCGCCAAACCUUACAGUGGCACAGCUGCCCAAGCUGCUCCGCCCAACAGGAAGGCGUUUCCAAGCAGCCAGAGGUCCCGACCCUGCGGUGCAAACGAACGAGGAAGCAGUCCAAGGAGCAUCCGAGACGAACGCGGAGGUGACGCAGCCGGUGACUGAACGUGAUGGAAAUGGUGCUGCAGGGAGCUCGCCUUCCCGAGAACCUGUUGCAGAGUCGCGAAAGGAUGUAGGUCCAGCGUCGGCAUGCGGACCCCAGCAUUCCCCAGAAGCACCUGGGAGUUCACCCUCCACUUUGAACCGGGAGGAAGACGAGCAUUUCGUGCGGGACCCGCUGCAUCCCGAAACCAUUCAAGUCGCCUCUGGCGACGCUGCAGCUCUUGCAGCUCAGGCCGCGCCAGAAAUCCACCUUGCUGAUCAAGCUGGGCUGGGCACGACAGAUGUGGAGCCUCCGAGAGAGGUGACGCCUGACUUCCAGCUCGCCGAAGCGGUUUCGCACAUUCUCAGCGAUGUAGGUGCACUCUCGACGGAGUGUAGCAGGAUGUUCAAAGACAGCUGUACACCAGGAGAGGCAGAGCUUCUGGAUGCCGAGCAGUUGCACAAGCUUACGCAGAUGCUCAUUGACCGGUUUGGGUGUACUUCACCUGCUACUCUGGAUCGAAUUGGUCACGUCUACGUUGCGGCCACCUCCGGCAGACUGGAGCAAGGCUUGGCUGAGCUCGAGUUCCGCGGGUACGUCGCGGCUGUGUUGACCCAAAUACUCCAAGACCUGGAGCGAAGAUCAUCCACGGAGGACACAGCAUCGGAUGGUGCUGGCGGUGAUGCUGAGCCAGACAGUGGCGGCAUGAUGGAAUCACUCCAAGGAGUCCGAUUCGUCCUCGAGUUGAAACUGGUCUCGAGAGAUUCUCCCCCCUUCUGCACGGGAUCCUCCCCUGUGCCGCUAGGGAUCCUUCGGCGCACCCAUGCUCGCGUCGCGCUGCGAACGCUUCUCCAGCGGUUUGUGCUGUGA
Messenger RNA from Symbiodinium necroappetens, 1086 nucleotides. The record is from the annotation of a GenBank genome assembly. NCBI's taxonomy places the organism in Eukaryota, Dinophyceae, Suessiales, Symbiodiniaceae.